Molecule: messenger RNA, 579 nt
Organism: Lottia gigantea (owl limpet)
Lineage: Eukaryota; Metazoa; Mollusca; Gastropoda; Lottiidae
Exons: 1
Coding region: 1-579 (192 amino acids)
Molecular function (GO): nucleic acid binding
Source: RefSeq, a predicted model, not a curated record
AUGAAACCAAAUGAUGGACCCCCUGUAUCAGUUCGAGUUGAUCCCGCUCCAGAGUUCACCCCUCUUGUAUCAGAUCAAACACUACUCAAACUUGGAAUCUCACUCGAAGUCGGUAGAAUCAAAAUCCCUGAUAAGAAUCCUGUAGCAGAGAGGGCUAUCCAAGAAUUAGAGGAUGAGUUAUAUUACGUCAGGAACAUGGUGAUGAUCCUGUUACACCAUUGGGAGCUACGUGUGAAUUCAAGAAUCCGGUCUAAUGGCUUAUCAGCUCAUGAACUAUGGGUCCAAAGAAGUCAAGUAACAAAUCAAUCUCUGAUCGUAAAUAGCACUGUUGCUAAAGUUGGCGAUUUAGUUUACCUUACCUGUGAUGGCAGCAAAGACAAUUGGUUUUACAUCUGUAAAUUCGUUGGCGCUCAAUUACGAUCUAAAACAUACCAGGUUCAUCCAUCCAAAUGUAUUGUUAUACCUCAAUUUUAUUCGCCCAUACCUCCCAGGCGUUCAUACCGCAAUGAUUCUGGUGAAGUAAGCGAGUACGAAGAUAUGGAUUGUGAUAUACCCUUUACCGAUGCCGACCAGAUGUAA